AUGGGUGGUGAUCUAAACUUGAAAAAAUCAUGGCAUCCUGUCUUAAUGAGCAAUCAGAAACGAGUGUGGGAAGAGGAGAAAAAAGCGUUAGAUGAGCGUAAGCGUACAGAACAAAGAAUCAAGGAGUUAAAAGAAGAGCGUGCUAAGGAAGAGAUUCAAACCAAGCUGGAAGCAGCUGGCAGCCGAAAACGAAUUGAUCGUGUCGAUUGGAUGUAUCAAGGACCUUCUACUGGCCAGACAGGAACGACAGAAGAGAUGGAAGGAUAUCUUCUCGGUAAACGGCGAAUUGAUGGCUUAAUAAAGGGUAAUGACAACAGAAACCUAGAAAAGCGAGCCUCUCAAGAAAGCUACAUGAAUUCAAACCCUGCAAACACAGCACGAGAUACGGCCACAAAAGUUAGGGAGGAUCCAUUGUUAGCAAUCAAAAGACAGGAGCAAGCUGCUUAUGAAACAAUGAUAAAUGAUCCAACAAAGCGUCGACAAUUACUCGCACUUGCAGGUCAAGCUGAGGAAAAUUAUAAGGAAAGGUUUGCCUCCGAAAAGAGAUCUGAAAGACAUUCCCAUCCCAAAAACACCUACAAUGAAGACUACCAGAAGGGCACCAGACAUAGGCGGAGAGAUGACCAUAGUGGCCAUAGAAAUACACAAGACUAUUACUCUUCAGAUAAACAACGAAGGGUGAGUCAAAAUAAAGAUCAAGAUACGAAGAAGACUCAUCACACGACAAAACAUGUCAGAAAUUCACAUUCUAGAACCUAUGAUUCAAGAAGUCACGACCCUCACAAAAACUACCGAAGAUCUACUUCACCGGAUAAUAGUUAUCGACCCAGGUCAAGCGUUAAAACCGAGAAUAGUGUAAAAAGAAAACGGUCUCCCAACGAUGGACAAGAUUCCCUAAGGGGACGGGAUUCCCAGGCAAAUCAAUAUGGCAGACGAAAUUAUCAAGAUAAUCGGGAAAAAUAUCGUCAAUCCAAUAAUCAAAAAAUAAAGAGAGGCAAAUCAGAGGAACGGCCUACAUCUCCUCGCUCAACUAUAGAUGGGGAAGCACAACGACGACAAAAAUUAGCGCAAAUGCAGCAGGAUGCAUCGAAACUUGAUGCAGAUCGAGAAAAAAGGCUAUCUGCUCUUGCAGAGCAAGAGAAGACCCAACGUGAUGUAGAGGAAAAAGCACGAGCAAGAACAUCACGUUAUGGCGAUAAAGGGGACUUCGUCAAUGGUCUCAACCAGAAAGCAAACAGCAUGAGCUUAGCUGAAAGAAUCGGCCGAAGUAGGCGAGGGCUUUUACGAGAGGAUGAUUGA
This is a messenger RNA of Blumeria graminis f. sp. triticale, 1299 nucleotides long. NCBI's taxonomy places the organism in Eukaryota, Fungi, Ascomycota, Leotiomycetes, Helotiales, Erysiphaceae. The record is from the annotation of a GenBank genome assembly.